Messenger RNA from Pteronotus mesoamericanus, 5504 nucleotides. It is a transcript of the gene ZKSCAN8, whose product is annotated as zinc finger with KRAB and SCAN domains 8. The transcript is spliced from 6 exons. Gene Ontology annotation, molecular function: DNA-binding transcription repressor activity, RNA polymerase II-specific. The record is from RefSeq and is a predicted model, not a curated record. Gene Ontology annotation, biological process: negative regulation of transcription by RNA polymerase II. NCBI's taxonomy places the organism in Eukaryota, Metazoa, Chordata, Mammalia, Chiroptera, Mormoopidae. The coding region runs from base 232 to 1962 and encodes 576 amino acids.
UGUUGGGCCGCCGCUGGUGUGGAAGCUGGGGGCUGGAGGGCCUGGUCAGGCUGCGGCUUUCGACCCCCUUUCUCCCGGCCUUACCGCGGUGUCCGUCCGCCGCCGCCCUUCCCCACCCCUGCCGCCCCAAGACUCGCGAAGUCCCCUUAAAGAAGAAGCCCUCAGAAGGUUCUCUCUUAAGAAGAUAAAGAAGGUAGUAGAAACAAGCCUUCUGAGCUUUUCCAGCCCUACAUGGCCGCAGAAUCAGGAAAGUCUUCAGCCCCAUCCCCACCCAACCAGGCUCCUGAGGAGGACCUUGUAAUUGUUAAGGUCGAGGAAGAUCAUGGCUGGGACCAGGAAUCCAGUCGACAUGAACACAACCCUCCUGGCCAAGAGUUGUUCCGCCUGCGGUUCAGGAGGCUGUGCUACCAGGAGACCCGAGGACCCCGAGAAGCCCUGAUCCAGCUCCGGGCACUUUGCCACCAGUGGCUGCGGCCAGAUUUGAACAGCAAGGAGCAGAUCCUGGAGCUCCUGGUGCUGGAGCAGUUCCUGAGCAUCCUGCCCGCGGAGCUGCAGUCCCUGGUGAAGGAGCAUCAGCUGGAGAGUGGGGAGGAGGUGGUUACCCUGUUGGAGGAUCUGGAGAGGCAGAUUGAUAUACUAGGACGACCAGUCCCGGCUCGUGCACAUGGACACAGGGCCCUCUGGGAGGAGGUGGUGCACUCGGAAGUUGCACCAGAGCCCCCAGACGCUCAGCUCCAGCCUACGGAAACCCGGCACGCGGCCCCCAUGCUCCACGGGCCCCGAGACAGAGCCGCAUCUGCAUCUCAGAGCCCCACCCCUUCCCAAGAAGGAAGUCCUGGAGACCAGGUGACGGCGUCACUUCUUACAGCAGGGUUCCAGACUUUGGAGAAGAUCGAAGACAUGGCCGUGUCCCUGAUUCGAGAGGAGUGGCUUCUUGACCCAUCCCAGAAAGACCUGAGUGGAGAUGACAGGCCAGAGAAUUACAGAAAUGCGUUCACCCUGGGUGGUGAGACCAAGAAUGAUAACAGGGAAUUAGCUUCGAAACAGGUAACAUCCACCGGAGUCCAACUACAUGGAGAGAGAGCUGCCAAAUGUAAUGGGGAUGUUAUCGGGAGUCUCCAGCGUGGAGAAGCCCAAGACGUGGGCAGAUUGGACAGGCAUCGGGGAAACCCCACCCAGGAGAGACGGCACAAAUGUGAUGAAUGUGGGAAGAGCUUUGCUCAGAGCUCAGGCCUCGUUCGCCACUGGAGAAUCCACACUGGGGAGAAACCCUACCAGUGCAAUGUGUGUGGGAAAGCCUUCAGUUACAGGUCAGCCCUUCUUUCCCAUCAGGACAUCCACAACAAAGUAAAACGCUAUCACUGUAAGGAGUGUGGCAAAGCCUUCAGUCAAAACACAGGCCUGAUCCUGCACCAGAGAAUCCACACUGGGGAGAAGCCGUAUCAGUGCAACCAGUGCGGGAAGGCUUUCAGUCAGAGUGCGGGCCUUAUUCUGCACCAGAGAAUCCACAGUGGGGAGAGACCCUAUGAAUGUAAUGAGUGUGGGAAAGCCUUCAGUCAUAGCUCACACCUCAUUGGACAUCAGAGGAUCCACACUGGGGAGAAGCCCUAUGAGUGUGAUGAGUGUGGAAAAACCUUCAGGCGGAGCUCACAUCUUAUUGGCCACCAGAGAAGCCACACUGGGGAGAAACCCUACAAAUGCAAUGAGUGUGGGAGGGCCUUCAGUCAGAAGUCAGGCCUUAUUGAGCAUCAGAGAAUCCACACUGGAGAAAGGCCCUAUAAAUGCAAAGAAUGUGGGAAAGCCUUCAACGGGAACACUGGCCUCAUUCAGCAUCUGAGAAUCCACACAGGGGAGAAGCCCUAUCAGUGUAAUGAGUGUGGGAAAGCCUUUAUUCAGAGGUCGAGUCUCAUUCGACAUCAAAGAAUCCACAGUGGAGAGAAACCUGAGUCCAUUGGAGUUUAGGGGAAGACAUGAGUCAUAGUUUGGGCAUUACUCAACAUUAAAGGAACCACAUGCAGGUGACAGUUCUUUCAGUGCAAAAAAAAGGCAGAAAGUUUAUCCUCGCUGCGAGCCGAUGUAGGGUCAGAAUCGGUAGUGGUCGCAAUUAGAAUAGGUCUUGAGUAGGUGGGUCCACUGCCUCGGUGCAGGUUGAUUAGUCUGACUGUCCUGGGAGGUGUCUGAUGGCCCAAUGUACCCUGUAGAAGCUUAAAGAGCAUUAGAGUGGCUGGCGGCACCUAACUUUGUCUUCUGGGUGAGUAGCUAUAGAGCAAGGCUGCUCCUGGCUCCCCUGCUUCUCCUUGUGCGCCCCGCCCCGCCACCCCUCCCCGGUUAUUCCCUUGAAGGGAGACAUGUGCUCCUCAUCUACCCAGGAAGCUGCUUUAGAGUUUAAAGCAGCCUCUAUGUGAGGCUUCAAUUUGUAGUUAGCAUUCUAAGAUCCUAGUUCUAGGGAAAUUUUUACAGACACAAUGUAUUUAUGUUUCAGUGUGCAUUUUAUUCUGAUGUUCUUGGUGGUCCGUGGAAGUUCGUAUUCCCACGCAAACUCAGAACAGCACUCCAGAGUCUUGCUUCCAUCAUCUUCACUGACUCCACUGUAGUCAUUGCACACCCCACGUAUCCUUGUCCAGGUCCCAAGGCAGCCAAGGAAGUGACGCCUUAGUGAGGGUUCUUGGAUUCUACAGAGAAAGGUGAGUGCAGACAGCCCAGCCCGGCUGCUCUCACGUGUGGAUGAUUGGCCCUUGUGGUGACAUCUGGCUCUCCUUUCCGCCUCCACACUGCAUGCUCUGGUACAGGUGGGUGUUUUACACCAUCAUAGUUAAUGGCGUCACAUGGAAAGAGACAGGCUUGAGGAGGAUAUACAAAUCCUCACACAGAAUGUGUACUCACUCCUCUGGCCCAUGCCAGCACCAGUCUCAUAGGUUCCUGACUAAAUAGUCAGUCCCUCUUGUCAUUGCCCUGGACUCCCUUUUCAGGUGGCCGGCACCUCUUUCUCCAUCCUCGUCUUGCCAUGAGCUUAUCUGUCACACUGGUGAUCUCUCAAGUACCUCACCUCACAGUGGCUCAUUCUUCUCAAUUUGGCACAUCCCACCUGUAACCCAGCAGAGACAACACUAAACUCAUCAUCACCAGGACUGCCUUUCAUCUUGGAGGCUGGUUUAAAGUAGCAUCAGGGCUCACGCAUCCACACAGGUGUCCUUUCAGCUGGGUGGUUGUGGCUAUUCCGGUGGUGCUACUGUUGAGCAGUGGCAACUGCUCCAGACACCCCCAUGUGAUAAGCUACACAGGGAAACUACAUUACUUUAGAAUCACAUCUUGUUUUCAACUGUUUGAUUAUCCACUUAUUCACCAGAUUUGGAAUCGAGUAACUUUUGGUUAUUUCCAACGUCUUUCAUAAUGGGCAUCAGUUCCAUUAAUCCUACUCAGAAAAGGAGGAUACAAGUCCUGCUGAAAACUCCAAGAAAAGUUACAUGACUUCGCACUGUGACUAUUCCGAACAGGGACAGCACUUAACUGUUAUUUUUUGAUUGAUAUUUUUUAGAAAUCAGUCAUAAAAUGUGACAUCAUAGAGGUCCCCCUUUGGGAUCAUAAAUUCCUUCCUUGUAAUAUCCUUUCCUCCCCUUUGGCUUACCUUCACCACAAACACCAAGGUUACCUACACCUAUUUGAUUGAGUUACUGGUUCCCCACUGUCAUUUGUCAUCCUGGUUCCCUUGGUGAACUUUUCAAGAGAGUGCUUUCGCGUGCGUGCGUGUCUGUAUCUGUGUGCACGUGCUCAUGUGCCAGCGCAGAGAGGUUUAUUUUGGUACAUGUCCUUUAUCCCCCUCUCUCUCUGUUUCUCUCUCCUGUGGAUUAUCAUUCCUAAUUCUCUUGUACUUGAAAUUUCGAGAAACCAGAAAUGAACCUGGUUGUCUCUAGAUCUGUGCUCUCUGCUUCAGUUGUGCCUUACGCUCUGUAAGAGACUAAUUCUGCCUGAGGCCCAGUGCUGCCUGUCUGCAAGUAUCACGUAGGAUGGACAUGGGAGAAUAUGUAGCAUCUGGCAGAAAUUCAGAGAAAAUAAAAUAUGACCAGAGAGAUCAGUGUUAUACUGGGUAAAUGUGAAAAAAGGGCGACUUGAAGGAACCAUCAGUGCUGACUCAGCACCUGAUUAAAGGGCUCAGUAGUAAAAGAGUGACACACAGGAAGUCCCUUUAUCCUGCAGAUUUUGUUUUUAUGGUCUUAAUCUGCAGUGAACUGCUCACCAGUAUACUUCCUCUGCCUCCUCAGCUCCUCCUUUUAAAUGGACCUUGAAUGACAAAAUGGUUAUUCCAGAACUCCACUGCCACCCAACAUAGUCCUGGGAGUUUGCCUCCCCUGAGCAAGGUAUUGGUGCUAUAAUGUGGGGGUUGGCUCCCCUGUGGAGCUGUGAGCUUUACUCGUAGUUCUGAGGCUCUAGAUGAUGUGACUGAUGUUUACUGAGCACUUGGUGUGCACUGGACCCUAUGUUAAGCAUUUCUUGUGCUGUGGUAGAUGCUAUAUCCCCCAUUUCAUAAGUGAACAACUGAGACUUAGACAGUGAAACUGGUUGACCAAGAUCACAUAGCUGGUAAGUGACAGAGCAGAGAUUCUAACCUACACAGUCUGGUUCUUGACCCUGUGCUCCCGACCACGGUGCUGCUGCAUCUCUGAUGAACACCCUAACCCUGGCCAGCUAUGUGAAAUCUUGUAUCCCUAGAACAGAAAUGUGCAGGAUAGUGCAAAUCCGUUAAAAUUCCUAGAAGAUUGGUUGAAAAUGCUAUUUUGCUUUAUAAUUACGUCAUUAUUAAUUGGUGAUGCUUUCGAUGCUUUCUAGCAGCACAAUAAAAUGUGUAAGUAAAAAUGUUUAAAUGAGUAAACAGGAGUACAACACAGUAAUUUAUAGACUCAAAUACAUUUCUCUCUGAACUGCCCCAGGGAAAGCAGAAAUACAGAGAGAAAUGAAAUAUCCACGCAACAGGCCAGACAGAUAGACAGGUGACAGUAGGAAGUUUAUCUUAAGCACGAAAUGUGGAUAGCCUACCUACUGCUCAUUUCCAAUGACCAUUCCAUUUUUCUUCUGGCAUUUAAGGUUUUUCAAACAUGUCAGCCAUUGUUCAAUGUAUUUCCUCAAUAAACUAUCCUUAAAACUUCCUAACUGGCUUUUGUACUCAGCACUCCACUGAAAUGUCCUCAGACUCAGCAGUGAAUAAAUAUUGUGUCUUUUCUUAGUUCUUGUCUUAAUCUGUAUUUCAUACUGUUGGGUUUACCCUGUAUCUCAGGAAAUCUCUUCUUUGGCCUGUGGGACCCUCUUUGGUCAUUUUUCUCCAAUUUCUAGCUUUUAUUUUUAUUUUUUCUCUUGCUCUCCACCGAGCAUAUUCACUAGUUUUUCUGUCCUCACCCUAGUUUAUCCGUUUUGAUCGUCAGGAACAAUAUUUACCACCAUCUCUCUACACACCUUGUUACUUGAAAACAGAACUCGUAUCUUAUCCCCCUCUUAUCCCCCAAAUACCAUUU